UGCCUUCUCGUUGGGGCUCUGGACUUGAAGACGCAUCGCGCUCUCAGCUUGGUUUUCGUGUGCUUUCUCCUUAGGACAUCCCCACCGGAGCCGACAGCUGUGUGACCAGCCUCUCGUGUGAUUCCCAUCGCUCGCUGAUCGUGGCGGGGCUGGGGGACGGCUCCAUCCGCGUGUUCGACAGGAGGAUGGCUCUGAGCGAAUGCCGCGUCAUGACGUACCGCGAGCACACGGCCUGGGUGGUGAAGGCCUACCUGCAGAAGCAUCCCGAGGGCAACAUCAUGAGCGUCAGCGUCAACGGAGACGUGCGGUUCUUUGACCCCCGGAUGCCGGAGUCCAUGAAGGUCCUUCAGAUCGUCAAAGGGCUGACGGCCCUCGACAUUCACCCCCAAGCCAACCUCUUUGCAUGUGGCUCGAUGAAUCAGUUCACUGCCAUCUACAAUGGGAACGGGGAGCUGAUCAACAACAUCAAAUACUACGAUGGUUUUAUGGGACAAAGAGUUGGAGCCAUCAGCUGCCUGGCUUUCCAUCCUCACUGGCCGCACCUGGCAGUCGGCAGCAACGACUACUACAUCUCGGUGUACUCGGUGGAGAAGCGGAUCAGAUAACGGCUGGGGGGGGGGGGGCCCGGGGGGAGAAGGGAUCCCAGCGGGCAGCGCCGCGGCCGCCCCUAAUGUACAUAAUGAAAUUAUCGACUUGAAUGUUUAGUGUUGGCUGCUGCUGCUGCAACCCAUAACUUGAACAUUUUUUUUCUGACUUAGCUACUGAUGAUUUUGACAAGGGGAAGAGAGACAAUCUCCUUCU
Messenger RNA from Tauraco erythrolophus (red-crested turaco), 801 nucleotides. Lineage: Eukaryota; Metazoa; Chordata; Aves; Musophagiformes; Musophagidae. The record is from RefSeq and is a predicted model, not a curated record.